Molecule: messenger RNA, 1377 nt
Organism: Uncinocarpus reesii 1704
Lineage: Eukaryota; Fungi; Ascomycota; Eurotiomycetes; Onygenales; Onygenaceae
Exons: 6
Coding region: 1-1377 (458 amino acids)
Biological process (GO): intra-Golgi vesicle-mediated transport; endoplasmic reticulum to Golgi vesicle-mediated transport; endocytosis
Cellular component (GO): Golgi apparatus
Molecular function (GO): GTPase activator activity
Source: RefSeq, a predicted model, not a curated record
AUGUCACAGCGGCCCAGACCGGGGGCUGCCCGAGCUGCCCAAAACCAACAGGUCAUUAAAGACCUGUUGAAGCUGAAUUGCAACAAGACAUGCGCAGAUUGCAAGCGGAAUAAGCAUGGGCCAGUUGGAAUAUCGGCAUCUUCAUCUGUAUACGUUGCUCUGGGAUCCAUAGAGGCAUGGGGACGCAUAUAUUGGGAGGCCAAACUACCCCCUGGCCAUGUCCCUUCCGAAGCGAAAAUUGAGAAUUUCAUAAGAACGAAAUAUGAAUCGAAAAGAUGGGUGAUGGAUGGACCAAUGCCGGACCCGUCUACUCUGGAUGGCGAAGCUGACGACGAUGUGCUGUCGUUCAAGAAAAAGGCCAAAUUAGAGCGAUCAGCAUCGCAUCGAACAUCUACUGUUACUCGACCUUCCACACAAGCACAAUCGCAGUCCAUCAAUCUAUUUGAUGAUAACACUCCGACACCACCUACUAGGCCUAAAACAACCGAUAUAGCCGGAGCUCAGGCUCCUGUAAAGUCUUCACAGCCGCCUGCUGCAUCUAAACAAAACAAACCUGCAGACUCCCUACUCGGGCUCGACUUCUUCGGCACGUCACAAACCCCGACCGCAAGUAGACCGUCUAGCACACCCUCGGGUCCAACAACUACAGGCCCUUCAAGGCCGGAUCUUAAGCAGUCGAUUUUGUCACUCUACGCAUCCGCUCCUAAAGCACAACCAGCUCCUCAACACGACCGCACUACUUCAUUUGGAUCAUCGGUUUCUUUUCAAACUCAGCCCAAACCUCCAAAUGAGGGUCCGGAAACAACCCGCUUCGUUCCUGGGCGAAGUUUUGAUCUAAUUGACGCAACUAUGGGAUCUAAAAAAUCGGCUGCCGCUCCCCCUACCACAUCUACUAAUGACAUGCUAGACCUCUUCUCUUCCCCGCCACCAACGACCUCGCCCCCAGUCUCAUCACCACCAAACACAAAUGACUUUAAUUCAGCUUUCAAUUUAUCAGCUCCCAAACCACACGCUACAAAACAAACCCCACCCACCAAUACUGCCACUACAACGAGCAUGUUUUCAAGCGUGAACAUAGACCCAUGGGGAGGUAACGCCUGGACAUCUACAGAUCCAUCCCCGCCGGUAACGCAGUCGGCAUCAAUUAUGAAGGUCCCCGAUACGCUGACCGCCAAUGACAUAGGGCGUGGUUGGGGUGCCCCUUCUGAUGUUGGCGGAACUUCUGCUCCCAAACCCGCUCCUACCAUCACUGGUGAUGAAGACUUCGGAGGAUGGACCAGCGCGAUGCCAAGCGAGACCACCACUUCUGCGCCAAAAUCCAAAUCAGCUGGUGGGUUUGCGGGGAACGACGAUUUGUUCUCUAAUGUAUGGGAAUGA